ACCGCUCUUGAUGAGAAACCUGCCUCGCUUCAGAGCCUGCCCCUCAGGAUCCCGCUGGGCUGGACUGGGCUGGGCUCUGCCCCCCGGCAGGACACUUCCCGGCGCCGCGGGCGAGCGAGGGUUUCCCCGCAGCCGCGCGCGGGCGGGAGGAGGCAGGCCCGGCGCGGCCCGGGCGCUCGCGUGGCCUUGCAGAGGCGGCGGGAGCAGGGCGGGCGGUAGAGGGCCCCGCCGGCCUGGCGCGGCGCUGCAGCACGGCUCCCUGCGGGGCCCGGGCCCGGGCCCGGGGAGGCGGCGGCGGCGAUGGGAAGCGAAAGCGCGAGGCGACGGCGGCGGCGGCCGGGGGAGGUGGCAGUGGCAGUGGCGGCCCCGGGCCGGCCCAUGGCGCAGGGGUGGGAGCCGUGUGGGUCGCCGGCGGGCGCCAGCCGGGACGCGGAGCGGCACGAGCGGCGGCGCCGCAGGCGGGAGGCGCAGCAGCUGCAGCAGAUCCGGCACUUGGAGUCCUUCUAUGAAAAACCUCCUCCAGGCCUAAUUAAGGAAAAUGAAACCAAACCAGAAGACUGUAUACCUGAUGUGCCCGGCAAUGAAAGCGCUCGAGAGUUUCUGGCUCAUGCCCCAACUAAAGGACUUUGGAUGCCAUUGGGAAAAGAAGUCAAAGUGAUGCAGUGCUGGAGAUGUAAACGUUAUGGACACAGAACAGGAGAUAAAGAAUGCCCAUUCUUUAUUAAAGGCAAUCAGAAAUUGGAACAGUUCAGAGUAGCACAUGAAGACCCCAUGUAUGAUAUAAUAAGGGAAAAUAAACGCCAUGAAAAGGAAAUGAGGAUACAGCAGCUGAAGCGAUUGUUAGAAGACUCUUCCUCAGAUAAUAGUGGAAGCAGUGACAGCUCCAGUUCCUCAGAAUGUAAAGAGAAACACAAGAAAAAAAAGAAGAAGAAAGAAAAGAAAAAAAAGGAAAAGAAGAAGAAAAAGAAAAGAAAGCACAAAUCUUCUAAAUCAAAUGAGAGAUUGGAGACUGACUAAUAGCAGUCAUUUAUUGCCUGCUUCUUGUCUCUGUUGUGAGCAAAUGCCCAAAGAAUGAGAACAACCAACCAAAACUAGGGCAGAUUGAACAUACAAUUGGCUGUAUCAGAUAUACUACUUUCUUGCUCAUCUGCAGGAAACAAGGGAUGAGCUGCAUCAUGGUGUUUAAAAGAAACAAAAACAUUUUACACGGUUACCUUCAUACUGUGAAAUUUAGGCUAAUGUCGCUUGAUAGUUGAUAAAACUUUAUUGUUGUGUUGCCACCCGUUAAAGCAAGUGGAAGAAUAAAGAACAUCAAAGACAUGUCAACAAAUAGAAUACAGCAGAACCCACUAAUGAAGUGUUUUCCUCACAAAAUAAUGUAGCUACAUGCAGAGCUUCAUUGUAAUGGGAAUUACAGUUUGAACUGUGCAAAGCAUUGAAAUGUUUUAUGACUUCUCCAUUUAUGGAAUAGUACAAUGAACAUUAUAUUGAAGCUUAUUGUUAACAGGCUAUAUAUACUGUGUCCUCCCUGCAUACUGUCCAUAGGCUGAUGUUGGCUUUGAUUAUCCUAGGUUUGACAGCUGACAGAGCUUUAACUGCAUGACAAAAAAACAAUGUUAAUGAACUUUUAGGCAAAAACAGACUGUUUACAGGGUUUGUUUUAAGAAUCUUGAAUUGUGUCAUUGCUCAAUUGUGUUGCUUUGAUAUUUUUAUGAUUUGGGCCACAUGCUGAAACACUUGACACUGGGUGGCACUUCACUUAACAUAAUCCUAUUGGACUUCAGUUUUGCUAGCUUAAAAGAACACUACACUUACUGGGAAAAGCUAGCAUUUUAGUUGCUUAAAAAGGAGUUUUUAUGCUUGAAAACAAGUGACCAAUAUACUUCCAAAUAUGGUUCAGUAGCUAUUGUUUUGAUUUUUUUUUUAAGGUUUGGAGAAGUAAAUUAAACCUGUUCUGUACAUUUAGUACAUUGUUUCACAAAAUGCUGCUGCAUUAAAUAAAUGCAGCAGAAAUUUAUGAAUGUUACUCACAAUACUCUAAAAAGAAUAUAUGGAAGGAACCUAAAUUGUCUUGCAAGCAUAUUUAUGCAAGCUAUAGAAAAGCAGUAGCAAGCUGGAAGAAGGGAAUUUUUUUGUCAAGAACAUAAAGAUGGUCUAGUUUUGUAAAACACAAAAUUUUUAAUAACCUUGCAAAUAUCACAAAAGUGGGAAGAUCUAUAAAACUUUAAAUUGCAGAGUACCAAAUCUGUCUAUAUCUGAAAGCUGAAUAGCUAAAUGGAGUAUAUGGUAGUGGGAACUUGUGGUUUUAGGAAGGCUGUACAUUGAAAGGAAACAUGCAAGGGGCAGAAGGGGGUUUUGUCCGGGGUUUCCUUUCAGAACGGUUUUGUGAUGAUUAAUGAAAAUCUUAAAAAUCACUUUGUCUUUACAUUAAAAGUGCUAAGAAUGUCAAAGCUCAGAAUCUCAUUUUGCUGGAGGCCUCACACAUUGAAGGGAUAGUCCAUGUUAACAAAUAAAGACUGUGUCAUAGGUUAACACUGAUACUUUAAACAAGUGUUACUUUUAAUGGUGCUAGUUGGUCAAGAUAGAUCUUGACAGACUACCAAAAUCCUAUAACGGGAAAGGAUUCUAUCAAGAACUGAAGACAGCAUCUACACUAAGGGUGAAAUCCUGAAGCCACUGGCUUCAGAGAGGCUGAAACUGUAUUUGGCUUAAAAAAACAAAACAAAACAUAGAACUAUCACACAAGAGCUUGAUGUGCUUGUAAAGGAAGAGCUGGGGAAGUGAUUUUAAGAAGUUUGGCAAAACAUUUCUUCCCCCAGCCCCAUAUACAUUGGGUAAAGAGUUAAGAUAGGUGGGAGAAAAAAAAAUGUUUUGUCAUUGCAAUAAAAAAGGGGGCAGUAAAUAAGCAGCUGCAGGAAGGUCUCCUCCCCUACCCAGCCAUAUCAAAAAAAUAUGAUCUACUUUUAGAAGAGGCCUGCACUCUUCUCCCCACAGCAGAUUUAUAUUUACAAGACACCUUUGAAAUCUUAAGUAGAAAUCAUUCAAUGAACCCACUGUCUCCGCUGUGUAUUUUUUCUUCUAGAGGGCUGUGCAGUAGUUACACUACAAGCACAUUUUAGGUUAAAUGGCUUCUAUUUUGUUUUAUUUCUGUAAGUGAAUAUAGUAAAAGCAACUAGGGAUAUAAAUAUAAUUUUAAAAAUAUUUGCAUAACCUCUAAUUAUAAUUGACAACAUAGUAACUUGAACACAGCUGCUGCUGGGAGCCAUUCCUAGGACCCUUUGAUUGGGGGGGUGAGGUGCUGUGGGACAAGCCUAGCCAGGCAACACAGCUCAAGUAGGCUUUAAGCAGCCUGACAGCCCACUGCCUGUUGCUGUCACCACCAGUGGUAGGGGCUGUGCACCAUGGGAAGUGGGGUAUGGGCCCCCCCACAUCUGGUCACCACACCCCUCCUCCCCCACACAAGCCCUACACUCUCCCCUGCCCUCUACAAACCGCAUACAUACAGCCCAUACCCUCCACACUGUACAGGGAUGUAUAAAUACACUAUUUUGAGCUAUUAUGCAAUUGCCUCUAUUUCAAAAAAUAUUUUUGUCCUGAUUUACAUGGUUUUGUAUAGUGUAUAUAAAAUUAAAAUGUUACAGUAGAUGCUUGA
This is a messenger RNA of Alligator mississippiensis (American alligator), 3652 nucleotides long. RefSeq names its product RP9 pre-mRNA splicing factor (gene RP9). The transcript is spliced from 6 exons. The record is from RefSeq and is a predicted model, not a curated record. Lineage: Eukaryota; Metazoa; Chordata; Crocodylia; Alligatoridae. Bases 301 to 1017 code for a protein of 238 amino acids. Gene Ontology annotation, biological process: RNA splicing.